This is a messenger RNA of Ochlerotatus camptorhynchus, 2399 nucleotides long. RefSeq names its product peroxisomal multifunctional enzyme type 2-like. NCBI's taxonomy places the organism in Eukaryota, Metazoa, Arthropoda, Insecta, Diptera, Culicidae. Gene Ontology annotation, cellular component: cytosol. The transcript has 5 exons. Bases 25 to 2184 code for a protein of 719 amino acids. Gene Ontology annotation, molecular function: oxidoreductase activity. The record is from RefSeq and is a predicted model, not a curated record.
GUCAAGUAAGAUUCAAACGUAAGGAUGGUAUCUGCCAACAGCAAUCAACUGCGCUACGAUGACCGUGUUGUCGUCGUAACCGGUGCCGGAGCUGGAUUGGGUCGUGAAUAUGCGUUGCUGUUUGCGUCUCGUGGCGCCAAGGUUGUUGUGAACGACUUGGGCGGUAAUUUCCACGGGCAAGGCAAAUCGAAUGCGGCUGAUAAAGUAGUGGAGGAAAUCCGCUCAGCGGGCGGAACUGCUGUGGCAGAUUAUAAUUCCGUUGUCGAUGGAGAUAAGAUCAUUCAAACGGCGAUGGAAGCAUUCGGACGAAUCGAUGUGCUGAUCAACAAUGCCGGAAUCCUGCGGGACAGAAGUAUGGCUCGCAUUUCCGAUGAUGACUGGAAUCUGAUUCAUAAUGUUCAUCUGAAGGGCAGUUUUUUAACUACUCGUGCUGCAUGGCCCAUUAUGAAGAAGCAGAAUUACGGUCGAAUCAUUAUGACGUCAAGCAAUUCGGGGGUGUAUGGCAAUUUUGGACAGGCUAACUACAGUGCCGCUAAGCUAGGAUUGGUGGGACUAGCAAACACGGUCGCCAUUGAAGGACAGAAGAACAACAUUCAAUGUAACGUUAUUGUUCCAACGGCAGCUUCCAGGAUGACCGAAGGCAUUUUGCCAGAGAUCUUGUUCAAUGAACUGAAACCAAAACUAAUUGCACCGGUGGUUGCAUACCUAUGUCAUGAAUCCUGCGAGGAUAACGGUGCUAUAAUCGAAAGCGCUGCCGGUUGGGCCACAAAAGUGCACUUUGUACGGGGAAAAGGUACCGUUUUGCGUACAUCAAUCGACGAGGACGUUACCCCAGAGUAUGUCCGCAGCGUAUGGGACAAGGUAACCGAUAUGUCCGAAGCGACGCACUUGAACGCAAUUGGAGAAGCCAGCCUUUCGUUGGUCGAUGUGCUGGAAAAGUUGCGCGAAGGAAAGUCGGCCGGAAAUUCGCUAACCGAUACCUUCAAAUUCAAUUACAAAGACGUCAUCCUAUAUGCAUUGGGCGUCGGAGCAACCGUUACCGAUGAAAACGAUCUGCGAUUCCUGUACGAGAAUCACUCGGACUUUUCCGUACUUCCAACAUUCUUCAUUUUACCGGGUCUACUUUCUGUGAUGGGCUCAAAUCUAACAGCCUCUGCUAUUCCGCACGCCAGUUUUGAUUUGACAAACAUUCUUCAUGGAGAACAGUACAUCGAAUUAUUCGAUUCAGUUCCAACGGAAGGAGUUUUAACAACAACGACCUCCGUGCUCGAUGUACUAGAUAAGAAAUCCGGAGCCUUGGUCGUCACUCAAUCCGAAUCGUUUGACGCAAACGGCGCGCUUGUUGCUCGUGGGCAGAGCAGCACCUUCGUGGUCGGUGUGGGAAAUUUCAAUGGCAAAUCUAAGGCGAGUCCGGAGGUAAAAUCUCUGGUCCCGAAUCCGAAACGAUCGCCCGACGCAUCGGUACAGAUCAAAACUAGCCGGGACCAGGCUGCUUUGUACCGACUGUCCGGUGAUCUCAACCCAAUGCAUAUCGAUCCUAGCUUCUCCGCCAUUGCUGGGUACAAAGUUCCAAUUUUACAUGGACUCUGCACGAUGGGAAUUUCCGUAAAGGCUGUUCUCAAACAGUACGGUGGCGAUGAUUCGAGUCUGUUUAAGGCAGCGAAGGUUCGUUUCUCGAAACCAGUAUUGCCGGGCCAGACGCUGCGUGUCGACAUGUGGAAGGAAUCAAAUAAUCGGGUGUGCUUCCGUACGGUGGUUGUCGAGACUAGCACUGAAGUUCUUUCGGGUGCUUACGUCGAUUUGAAGAAGGUUGUCUUGAAACCAAACAUGACCGCCGGAAAGAGCCUACAGAGUGAUGCCGUGUUCGCCGGUAUCAAGGAUCGAGUGUCGGAGAACGAAGCUAAGGCUAAGGCCAUCAACGCUGUGUUUCUGUACAAGAUUACGGACGGUGGCAAAGUAUCCAAGGAGUGGGUGCUGGAUUUGAAGAACGCCAAAGUGUACGAAGGACAAGUGCAGGGAAAGGCUGACACCACUAUGACCAUUUCCGACAGUGAUAUGGUUGAUAUGGCACUGGGCAAACUACAACCGCAGGCUGCUUUCAUGAAGGGCAAGCUGAAGAUUACCGGAAACAUUAUGCUGGCUCAAAAGCUGGCCCCGCUGCUGAAGACGGAAGCGAAACUGUAAAACAAUCGUACUGAUGAGCUCGGUUGAGUCGUUACUAUGCUACAUUCUUUAUGUUAUCUAAUGGUGAUAUGAGCGGUUUAUUUCACAUUUUCACAAACUCUAGCAUUAAGCUAUAAAAUAGUAUUUUAGACAUCAAAUCAUUGCGGUUGAUAUUUUUUCUGUAAUCUUGAGAGGAAAAAGGGGCAAUAGUAAAAAAACUUAAGGAAUUCUAAAAA